AUGGCGAGUAAAUUAAAGAGCAUCUUCAAGUUCCUCGCGCCAGACUCGGAAAAGGGCCAAGAUGGGCGUGACGUGUGGUCGUCGAGGACGGCAUUCGUGCUCGCAGCCAUGGGAGGUGCCGUCGGCCUAGGCAACCUCCUCCGAUACCCGUCCGUCGUCUUCGCCAACAACGGCGUCCAGUGGUUCAUCCCGUACUUCCUCGCCCUCUUGUUCCUAGGCAUACCGCUCUUGCUGCUCGAAAUCUCCAUCGGGCAAGCCUACCGCGGGGGCUCCGUCAUCGCCUACAACUCAAUCAACAAGCACACCCGGGGCGUCGGCUUCGGCGUCAUCACAACCGGAUACAUUGUAUCGACCUACUACGUGCCCAUCCUGAGCUGGGUAAUGCGGUACUUUCGCUCCUCCUUCCAGAGCCCGCUGCCAUGGACAGGCCGCGGCAACGAGUUCUACACGCAAGACGUCAUUGCCAACGCGGCUCCCGUUCCCGGCACAACCAGCGGUGGCACAGUCACAUCCUACACCCAGUACCCGGGGACUGGGUUCGUCGGAGAGACAGUGGGCUGGUGCGCGUUCAUGUGGCUGGCCGUGUAUCUCUGCCUGUUCAAGGGCGUCGGCGUGACGGGCCGCGCCGUCUACUUCACCAUGGGCCUGCCCGUGGUGAUGAUGUUUGUGCUCAUGGGCCGCUCGCUGUCGCUGCCCAACGCCAUAGACGGCGUGAGGCUGUACUUUGCCGAGUGGCACGGCGACAAGCUGGCCGGCGGGCAGAUAUGGCAGGCGGCCUGCGGGCAAAUCUUCUUCUCUAUCGGCGUCGGCUUCGGCUACUUCACGGCCUAUGCGUCCUACAACAGCCGCUACUCCAACGCCGUCCAGGACGCCGUCAUCAUCUCCCUCUGCAACUCUAUGUACGAGAUACUGGCAGGUUUUGCCGUGUUUGGAAUCGUCGGCUUCUUGGGCCUCCGGCCCCAAGACGACGUUCAGCUCACCACCUUCUCCGUCGGGUUCCUCACCUAUCCUCUGGCUAUUGCCGAGAUGCCGGGGGCCAAUGUCUGGGCAGUCUUGUUCUUCUUGACUCUGGCGUUUCUGGGCUUGAGCUCGGCCUUUGCCCUCACCGAGUCCAUGGUCACGCUGCUCUGUGACUCGGACCUGAGUAAAAGGUUUCCUCGAAUUGUCAUCUCCACCGCUGUUAUUGUCAUUUCCUUCCUCUUGUCUCUAAUGUACUGCUCUUCCUUUGGCUUCUAUCUUUUAGACGCCAUGGACACUUGGAUCAACAAUCUUUCACUCCUGUUUGUUGCCUGGUGUGAGGGCAUGGUGUGCACCACGCUAUAUAGACACAGGGAUGUGUAUAAACAGGUCGGCUGGGCGGCGUUUUUGGUAUAUACAGGUUGCUACCUCAUGGCCAUGGUGCUUGGCGUUGCCGUUGGCCACUCUGUAAGCCCAGUUGCCGGAGCCGGUGUAGGAUUCGGUCUCUUCAUUGUCGGCGCGGUGGUUUCUGUCCUUGUUGCAAAGACUCCCGACUCUGUUCCUCCAGUGUUCUGGGGCAAGAGCAAAUGGCUAAGCAGGUUUUGGUGGGUUGCUUUUUAUUCGGGCAAUCAACUUACGCGCGACCUCAACGCGGUCAUAGCAACCGGGAAGAACUGGAGAAUUCCCGUCUUCUGGGCCCCCGUCAUUCGCUACAUAUCAUGUCCUAUCCUUUCCAUCAUCAUGUCUUUCGCAUAUCCAGCUUUCUACAAAUUGCGGAUGGACCCUCUGCACAUCUUUGCAUUCGCAGUCGCACAUGUGAUAAUGGUCAUUGUGGUGGUGGGCCUCAUCUUCCCACGAGCAUUUGACAUUUUUAUCCCCCCCAAGCGACGGGAGAACGAGAGCGUGGCAUACGCUCCCCAAGUUACCAUCAUGGGGGUGAGUGAUGGUAGCGCGGCCACGGAGGCUGGGGAGGGCAGAGACGAAAGCCAGGACUUUGGUAGCAAGGGAUUGGAGGAAAGCAAGUAA
Messenger RNA from Metarhizium brunneum ARSEF 3297, 1983 nucleotides. It is a transcript of the gene SC6A8, whose product is annotated as Creatine transporter. The record is from RefSeq and is a predicted model, not a curated record. Lineage: Eukaryota; Fungi; Ascomycota; Sordariomycetes; Hypocreales; Clavicipitaceae. Gene Ontology annotation, cellular component: plasma membrane. Gene Ontology annotation, biological process: sodium ion transmembrane transport.